Paramuricea clavata is the source of this 2427-nucleotide messenger RNA. The record is from the annotation of a GenBank genome assembly. Lineage: Eukaryota; Metazoa; Cnidaria; Anthozoa; Malacalcyonacea; Plexauridae.
AUUUAGUUUACACUGGCUUACGAAAGAGAAAAGGUCGAACAAUUUAACAUUAAUUUGUUAAGCGAUUUUAAACGCUCCUUAAUCGGACUAUACACUCAUUAGAGUGGCUGCUUUUUGGCACGCACUUUUGGUAUAUGAACUAGUUUUUGACUUCCGUAUUUUGAACAAAAUCUAUGAAUAUAAGUCAUUGAUAGAAGAACGACGCGAUAAACACUUGGAAAUUGAAAGUUCGCUCAUUUUGAGUGAAUAGACGAAGGCAAAAUGAAACAACGUGAAAACGCGCGGUCAAAGGCGAGCUCGAGUAGUCAAGAACGACUCAUUGCACGCGAAACAUUUCAAUAUGUGACUACCAAUCCGAGGAAAUUCGGUGUCGCAAGCACACGCAACGAACGGCAACUCGCAAAGGCAAUGGAUACACUUCACAUGCAACAGAAUAAACGACUCGCGAAACUUAGCUCGGAAAUUCACGAGGUCAAGGUCCACCAAUGGAAACUUAAAGAGGCAGAUGAAACGAUUCGGGACCCGAAAACUUUGGAGGACAAACUUCUACGUAAGUAAAACGAAAUUCUGUUUGUGACUGUAAAAGACUAUAUACACAACGUUUGCCUAAAACUGUAAACUGUCGCAUGCAACCUGUGCUGUGUAUAAAAUCAAGCACACAACUCAUCUACCAAAACGUGGGCGAUUGUGUGCUUGAUUUACACAGUGUAACUCAAGUUAUGAACAGGUUGCUUACAACAGUUUUAGGAAGAAGUGUGAAUUGACACUAAGACGUCAGUUCCUCAAACAUUUCUUACAAAUCCUUCAAAACUUAGUCUUAGAAUUUAACUAUACAAAAAAUAACUACUAUGAUCACAGAAACUUUGAUAGUGUAAACCAGUCUUUAAAAACACUCUUAAAGUACGAGAAAAAAUUUCUAAUAAUACUAUCUUUAUUAUUAGGUCCCACAGCCGAGGAAGUAAUUGAUGAGACGGAGCCCAAGAACCGAGGCGCUGUCAUGACACGCGGCCGAACUGGGAUUAAGCAUUCAAAGAGUCCACGUACUCGAAAUGAUGAGGGUAUGGACCGCGUAAGUUUAAGGAAAAACAGACCCUUGACAUCCGGAGAUAUUUCAGCGAAGACCAGGUCCUCACGUUUGAAAGCCAACAGUAAUGGCAGAAUUUUCAAAUACGACAGAAUAAACGGGCAGACAAAAGCAGAGUGUUUAUACAAGGCUACGAAUGGACGAAACCGACAGCCUUCAACGCCACAGGAAGUACCGGUUGACUAUGCUUUAAAAGAUAUGCCGAUAAAAAGAGACCCACACAAGUAUAAAUCCUAUAACUUAAUAAAUGCUCAAAAAUUUACGGGGAAACGGGGAAAUUCGCCGCGAGAUAGCACAAAUCACACAAAAGAACCUCGAAAUGAACUUCAAGGUAUAAAUGAUAGCCGUGAGAAAAAUUCAGUGAAUAAGAACCACCACAUUGGUAAAAUAAACACAAAGCCGGAUGCACGACCGCGUUCCGGACAUGUUCCGAAAAUUUCCGAAACUCAUCAGAUAAAUUACAGUCAUCGAGUGGCAAUGCCGAAGGGUUUACCCACGCAUAUGACGUACAAAGAGGCGAAAGGCCCCAUCGUACAUUUCCACAAAGACAGUGCUGUUAAUCACGAGGAGGAAGCGGCUGUUUCCGAUCAGGAAACGGGAGAUCAUGAAGAACGACCGAACGUAGUGGAAGAGAAUUGGGCAGAAACACUAAAAUCGUGUCGGUAUUUGAGAAAACCGCGCGGUUACGAGACGCCCGAAAUCCCGAUUGAAUCUAUAUUUCAAAAUGAUUGAAAUCGAUCGAACUUUAGUUAGACUGGAUGAUCAGUUCAUACUAGACUGCAUGGAUAGUCUAGGGAUGCAUGAAAAGACAGACAAAUGAAGCACAUGAGCUUGCCGUACUUUACACUAUCAAAGUUUCAGCAAAAUAAGGAUUUGUAAGAAAUGUUUCAGGAAACUGACAUAGUGCUAGACACUGAGUCAGUUUCCUCAAACAUUACUUAUAAAAAAUCCUUCAAUACUUAGAAUUUACCUAUGCAAAAUUCCUACUGUGAUCACAGAACCUUUGAUAUAGAUUUGGAUCAAGUCCGUCUCUCUAGAGUCCGAGGGAGAUGCACCUCGCGCGCCGGACUCUAGAGAGGCGGAUCCAAGUCUACCUUUGAUAGUGCAAGCCAUUUUCUCCGAGAAGUGUUUUUCCCAUCGUUUAAAUACUUUAAUUGCAAUGCUAAUCACUUAAAUACCUUCACGAAUUAAAUUCUGAUACUAUAACGGUCUCAGUCAUGUCAUAUUGCAUGCGAUUAAGCAUGAUAUAUAUUCACCCAGAUAUAUGGCAUAUGCAUUGCAUAUCUAUGCUCUUGAUGGGCUAAAGAGUAAAAAAUUUUCACUGAUAAUGUCGACAUUUAGCU